Gasterosteus aculeatus aculeatus (three-spined stickleback) is the source of this 3706-nucleotide messenger RNA. The record is from RefSeq and is a predicted model, not a curated record. Lineage: Eukaryota; Metazoa; Chordata; Actinopteri; Perciformes; Gasterosteidae.
UGGGAUGAAUAUGAGCUCGUGACGUUAGCUGCUUUUCCUUUAUUGCCGACAAUGUGCACUUCUUCCUGUUUGAAUACAAUAAUGUUUCGUUUGUGACGUAACGUUAACCUCACUAAACCGGUUUUUUGGGUGUAACGUUACCGUUUACAAACUGACACGGACGGCGCUACUCACUUCUUGCUAGCCCGAACAACUCUACAAAUCUGUUCAAUCCGACAUGAAAAGAAACGGCACGUACAAGUUUUUGUCAGUUUUGUCAUUCUUUGUCGUUUGUUUGUUCUUGCUUUUAUUUUGGUUCCUUAUAUUUUACUCACUGUUCCUUGCACCAUAAGAGAUUCAGUUCUUUAGCUUCUAAGCUAAAGUGGCUAGCUAUUUACCCACAAUGCAUUGCUGUGUUGACAAAUCCCGCAAUCACAUGACUCACUAGACCAGGAAGUGAGGAUUUCUGUUCUUGGCAGCGCAUCCCGUAAGUGAAUUUGUGAUGGCAUCUGACAAAAGUGAAGCAGCGUCUUCCCCUCCAGACCUCAAGCUGCAGUUUGCUCCCUUCAGCAGUGCUCUGGAAGCAGGCUUCUGGCAUCAGCUCACUCAGAAGAAACUCAAUGACUACAGAUUGGAUGAAAGCGCCAAAUCUAUUAAAGGAUAUUACUACAACGGUGACCCACUUGGUUUGCCAACUCGCCUGACGUUGGAGUUCAGUGCAUUUGAAGUCGAUGGACCGACACCAGCCCGUUGCUGUCCAGCUACCGGAACACUUUAUAACACCAACACUCUUGAUGCCUUUAAGACCACCGAUAAGAAGGCUCUGCUGGAGAAGGAGGCCAGGGAGAUAUGGGAUGCUAUACAGUCUGGAGCUGCAUUAAAGGACCCAUCCAUCCUCUGCAAAUUCAUUCUGCUGACUUUUGCAGAUUUGAAGAAGUACAAUUUCUACUACUGGUUCUGCUUCCCUGCACUGUGCUUCCCAGAGGGAAUAAAGAUUAUCCAACCGCCCUCUGCCCUAGAGAAAGUUUUCUCAGCAAAACAGAUCACAGCCCUGCAGGAGGCCUAUGACAACCUGUGUAUCAAAAGAGGGACCACUGCUGAGCCUUACUUCAUAAUGAAGUACACAGCUGACACCGUUGAGAUGGCAUCGCUUGAGGACUGGGACGCGUUCUUCACUGAUACAAAGAAGGUUACUGUGGGCGUCUAUGAUCCGUGUACUCUUUCCCAACAUCCGGGCUGGCCUCUGAGAAAUCUACUGGUCCUUUUAGCCAGCCAAUGGGGCUCCAAGCUGGACACGGUGGAGGUGCUGUGUUUCAGGGACCGAACGAUGCAGGGAAGCCGCUCCAUACAGCACAGUGUCGUCCUCCAGAUAAAACUACCCAAGCAUCCACUCAACUCAGCUUGUCCCAAGAGUGUAGGUUGGGAGAAGAACCCUAAAGGGGCCAUGGGACCCAGGAUGGUCAACCUCAGUGAAUGCAUGGACCCUAAAAGACUUGCAGAGUCUUCCGUGGACCUGAAUCUGAAGCUGAUGAGGUGGAGGCUGGUUCCUUCCCUGGACCUGGACAAGGUGGUCUCCACUAAGUGUCUUCUACUGGGGGCUGGGACUCUGGGCUGCAAUGUAGCCAGGACUCUCAUGGGAUGGGGAGUGAGACACAUCACAUUCGUAGACAACGCCAAGAUCUCGUACUCCAAUCCAGUCCGGCAGCCGCUCUACGAGUUUGAAGACUGCCUGGGCGGAGGGAAGUCCAAGGCGAAGGCAGCCGCUGAGCGACUCUCCAAAAUCUUUCCCGGUGUGAAUGCAGAGGGUUUCAAUAUGAGCAUCCCCAUGCCCGGCCAUCCGGUAAACUUCUCCGAGGCCACUCUGUCGCAGGCCCAGAGGGACGUCGAGCAUCUAGAGAAGCUCAUUUCUGAACACGAUGUGGUCUUCUUACUAAUGGACACGAGGGAGAGCCGCUGGCUGCCUACGGUGAUCGCUGCCAGCAAGAGGAAGCUGGCGGUUAACGCCGCUCUGGGCUUCGACACAUUUGUCGUAAUGCGCCACGGCCUGAAGAAGCCCCCCGUCAGUCAGAGUGCUUCCGCGGGAGCGGACUCCUCCACUUCCUGCUCCUCCGCCUCCUCCUCGUCCACACCGGCCGGCUCGGCGUCCCCCGUCCCGGGGUCCUCUCUGUUCUCCAACAUCCCGGGACACAAACUGGGCUGCUACUUCUGCAACGAUGUCGUGGCACCAGGAGAUUCAACCAGGGAUCGGACUCUGGAUCAGCAGUGCACAGUGAGCCGACCAGGCCUGGCCAUGAUUGCCGGAGCCCUGGCCGUGGAGAUGAUGGUGUCCAUUCUGCAGCACACCGAAGGGGGCUACGCAGUGGCAAGCAGCAGUGAAGACCGGAUGAACGAGCCUCCCACCUCUCUGGGUCUAGUGCCACACCAGAUCCGGGGCUUUCUCUCGAGGUUCGACAAUGUCCUGCCUGCCAGCCUGGCCUUUGACAAGUGCACUGCCUGCUCACCCAUUGUCCUGGAGAACUACGAGAGGGACGGUUUCAACUUCCUCUCCCAGGUUUUUAAUUCUUCCCACUCGUUCCUGGAGGACCUGACUGGGCUGACCCUGUUGCACCAAGAGACACAGGCUGCAGAGAUUUGGGAUAUGAGCGACGACGAGAGCAUCUAAAGGACCGGAGGCCCUCCAACCCCGCCCCUUCCUGUGUGCUCUGUUUCUUUUGGAAUCACACAUUUGUGCAAAGAGGAGCUCUGGAGGCGACAGGAGAUACACACACACACACACACACACACACACACACACGCACACGCACAUAACACUCAAGUAAUCAAAAGCAAAAGCAUCACUAAGAGAUUCAGAAUAGAGCAGUAAUCAGCUAAAAUAACAAACCGCAACAGAAUCUGUUUUUCUGUUUCUGCUCAAAUAUUCCGUGUUUGUUACGGGAGAAACGAGGCGAGAGAUCGAACAACUUGAAGCUGCUGUAUUUAACGAAUGCACGUACUUUAUGUCUCAUCCAGUCCCAUUCAACGCGCAUUGUUCAGUCACUCCACAAGGCAAAGCGCGGCCUCGGGUUCGAUUCCCUCCCACGGCCUCUCCUUGGACCCACUUAGCGGGUUCGUCCUUUGGCACGACAUCGACCGGCGACAUCUGCUCGCUCAUUCAGCUACGCGGCGGAGGAAUUGGGAAAUUGCAAAAACACAGCAGACAAACCAGGUCCGAUCCGUCCAUCGCUCUCCCCGUAGGACCAGAACCAGGUCUGUUGAUUCCACAUAGGAAACCCGCAAGCAGACGUCGCCGCGCAACUCUGGCUUCUCGAUACGGAAACGAUGAAGUGUUACUGCGCGGUUUUCUCCAGAACAAACCCGCGGUCUUUAUGGUGUUUGUGUUGACGCAUGGAUUUGUUUGUUCGUACACGUCGGAGUUGCUUUUCGUACUCUUAUCGUUGGCCAUUUAUCUGAACUUCUAACAUGUACUAUAUUUUCUGUGUAAUAAAAUGUACAUUUUGACAAAUGCUUGGAUGUUUGUGGAAGACUAUAGGCGCAGUGGGAAUGUGGUGAUUCAUUAAAAAAAAAAACUUGAAUUGUGGGAGAAAUGAGUCCUUUGAAAAGAAAUGGCAGAAUGCAAACUUCUUUCAACGUGUGAGUGUAAUCGGUUCUGACUUCAUCGGUUUGGGUGUCGCUUGUACUCUUCUGUAAGUAUUUAACAAAAGACUGUAAUAAAAUGUCUCUUUGCUAA